AUGGAAAUCGAUUUUGAAAUGCUCAAACCAUCAACAUUACGUGAAUUAGAAGCUUAUGUUAAUCAAGUUAUUAAACGAAAACCACGUAAACAACCAAAUACAUCUGAAAAAACAACAUCAAAAACGGCAGCAUCAGCAGCUAAUGCUGAAAAACGUAAUCUUUCCAAAGCUCAAAAUGCACAGAAAAAAGAAGAAAUACAAAAACGACUUGAAAAAGUACAAACACAAUUAGGUACUAAAACUAAACAACCAUCUGGUAGUUCAUUAACAAAACGAGAUUCAUCAAAUUUUAAUUCAAUCGGUGCUACAACUGGUCUUAUAAAUGCUCCUUCAAAUCAUCCAUUAUCAUCAGGAGCUGCACCGAUAUCAACAAAACGUUUAAGUGAAAGUUCACCAUCAGAAAGCGAUUCUGAUUCAUCACGCAAUGGAGAUGAUACUGACUCCGAGUCAGGUUAG
Molecule: messenger RNA, 456 nt
Organism: Rotaria sordida
Lineage: Eukaryota; Metazoa; Rotifera; Eurotatoria; Philodinida; Philodinidae
Source: the annotation of a GenBank genome assembly